UGACUCAUCUUAAAUAAAUAAUUGAAUAAUUUUCCAGCAAAUUUAAUUCUUUAAAAAAUUAUUUUUCAUUUCGUAAAAGAAGAAAAACAAGAGAAAAAUUGGAAAAUAUUCAAAAACUACGAAGAAUUGUGAAAAGAAGAAAAACAUUAAAAUAUAAUUUAUUGCAGUUUUGAAUUGCUUCGAAUGUGGAAGCAACUUAAAACACCUUCCAGAAUAUUUUAGAUUUUCGUUUUGCACACAAGAUCGCAUUACACAACAGUGAAAUAAAACGUGGGGUGUAGUAUCUGGUUUGAAGAAAAAAGUGCGUGUGGAAAAGAAUUUUUAGAAUGGAGAUUAUUAAUGUUUUUUUAAAAUUUAUUCCCGCAACCGCCAAAACAUCUCAGACACAGUUUCAUUGUUACGGUCAUGCUUUAAUUGCUAAAUCAAAAUAGAAAACGUGCAAUCUCAUUGGAAAUGCCAGUAAACAAACAUGAUUCAUUCAAGUCUGUGGAAAUAGCGGAAGCAACGAGAACUGAUGGGAACAAAUGUUAUGUUGAAAAGAACUUUUUCGAUGCAUUAUUGAAAUACAACGAGAGUCUUUGUUAUGCAGUACCCGACAGUGAAGCUGUUGGUCUCGCUUAUGCCAAUCGAUCAGCAGUUUACUAUGAAAUGAAACUCUACGCAAAGUCUUUGAAGAAUAUUGAACUUGCAAGAGCCAACGGAUAUCCUAAAAAGAAUCUUUCGAUUCUCGAUAAAAGAGCUGAAAAAUGUCAGCAACAACUUGUGACAAGAAAUGAAGUAAAUGGAGAUGAAAAUAUUUUUGAUUUCAUUAAAUUGUCACACGAAGCUAAUCCUAAGGUUCCAUUUGUUGCCAAUUGUCUUGAAUUGAAGAGAAGUGAGAAAUAUGGUCGUUUCAUCAUAACAAACGAAGACCUGAAAGUUGGUGACAUUGUUGCAGUUGAACCUCCACAUUUCAAAAUCAUUAAAACAGAUUCAAGAUAUGAAAGUUGUGAAGAAACAAAUCGAUAUCAAAGAUGCGUUUUUUGUCUUAAAGAUAAUCUUAUGGAUUUAAUUCCAUGCGAAAUAUGUUCUUCAACAAUGUUCUGUUCCGAAGAAUGUCUCAUCAAAGCUCAAAAUGAUUUCCACUUCUUUGAGUGUCCAAUCAUUGAUUUACUUCUUAAAUCGGGUAUCAUGCAAAUGGCUAUGCGAACUUUUUUUCAAGCACUGUCAAUGUUUGACGGGUCGAUUGAUGCACUAGAAAACUUCUUGAAAAAGAACGAAAAUCUUUCAGCAUCUGUCUACGACUUCAACUUCAACGACACUGAUGACAGAUUGACGGCGAAAAAUUAUCUUCUUUCAUUAUAUUGUCUUGCACGAAGUGACAACGUUUGUUUAAAUGAUUCACCUGAAAAUAUUUUAAAAGUUCACCCACUUAAAAGUGGUUUAUGGAAAUCUCACGAAGAUUUCAUAGUGAAAUUUGUCAGAAGAAUUCUCCAAGUUGGAGAUUCCAAUUUUCAUGGAAUUUGCGGAUGGUCGAUAAAGAAAUAUGAAAAUCAAUUUCCUCAGAUGAUUGGCAUUGGAUGUUAUCCAUUCAUUUCAUUAGUAAAUCAUAGUUGUGCACCAAAUGUCAAUCGAAUUUAUGUAGAAGAUAAAAUGAUUUUACUUGUUGAACGUCCAAUUGCGAAAGGCGAACAGCUUUACGAUUGCUACAAAACAACAUUUUAUACGCAACCACGUCGUGAACGUCAAGAAGUGCUUUUGAACGAAUAUUAUUUCUCUUGUGAUUGCAUUGCAUGUUCAAAUGAUUUUCCAAUCUUCCAACGCUUAAAAUCAUUUGACAAAAAAAUUUACAAAAUUGCAAAGAAGGGUAAAGAUGAACUUUCAAAACUUGAUGUCGAUCAUGCGAAAAAGAGAUUUAAAGAAUAUUGCGAUAUCAUCCAGAAGCAUCAUAAACAAGCAUUUCCAUCAUCAGAAAUUGUCGUUCUGCAAGAAUGUAUUCUUCAAUGUGUAUCGAUAGUCAUAAAGCCGAAAUUUGUUUUUCCUUGAGAUUUGAAGCUUUUCUUUCUAUGUAGAUAUAUUUAAAUAAUUCACGGUAAUAACUGCACCUGUUGAAACUGUUUUAUUUUUGUUUUAUUGAACCAACUUGGUUGCCAAGGAGCUUUUUUGUAUGUUCCAUUUGUUGUUAGGUUUUUCUAUCACUUCAAUAUUUUAUAAAUAAAGAAAGAAGGAAAAA
Messenger RNA from Clunio marinus, 2212 nucleotides. The record is from the annotation of a GenBank genome assembly. NCBI's taxonomy places the organism in Eukaryota, Metazoa, Arthropoda, Insecta, Diptera, Chironomidae.